This is a messenger RNA of Clonostachys rhizophaga, 1962 nucleotides long. The record is from the annotation of a GenBank genome assembly. NCBI's taxonomy places the organism in Eukaryota, Fungi, Ascomycota, Sordariomycetes, Hypocreales, Bionectriaceae.
AUGGAGGACGAGAUUGAGCCGGCUCUCUGUGCAGCUUUUUAUAACUCCAACCUCAACCUCAACGUGGAUUGGUUCAUCCCUCGUAGAGCCAAACAUAUCUCGCGUGAAGAGAUAUGGAACUCACAUAAAUCGCUCAGAUCGAGGGAUGCCUAUCAGUACGAGUCGCUGGAGGCCCGCCCAGACGCGUUCCGGCUAUUGUACAUCGACAUCGGUGAUGAUUUGGAACCCAUUACCUGCAGUUUGCAAGUAGCCCGUCCUGGGACCUCUUAUUCUGCCAUCUCCUAUAUGUGGGGCACGGACACACGCUCUUUGCCGAUCCAGAUUGAUGAACAAACAUUCCUGGUAUCUGCGAAGCUGUGGUGGGGAAUAUGGCAUCUGCGACGACCAAGAGGAGUUGGUGGCGAGCGAUGGCAGGGGCCUCAGGGCCCCUUUUGGAUAGACGCCAUCUGCAUCAACCAAACUGAAAUGGCGGAAAGAAACCAGCAGGUAGCUAUAAUGGGCGACAUUUACGCCGGCGCUGAUCAUGUUUACGUUUGGUUUGGACGCGACGCCACUGGUGGCGGGCUCUUGAACAUGCUAUCGGAUCUACAGACCCUUGUACAUGAUCAUGAAACAAACAACGCGCUACCUGGGCUUGCUCUCUUCUUCAAAAAUGACUAUUGGAGGAGAGUGUGGAUUGUGCAAGAGCUGAUCCUCGCUCGCGACGUCUUGGUUAUCUAUGGAUUCUAUGUUAUACCUUGGAAGGUUCUGGAGGAUGCGUUCCGACUAUUGGAGGCCAAGACGGAGUUCUCUAGAUCAACUCAUCCUUUGUUAACUAGUCCCGCCGCCAAAAUUAUCGAGCUGCGGAUGAGGCGAGGCAUAGGGGGCGAUUUGCUGUCGUAUUGGAGAAUGUUUGAGGACAGUCAGUGCUCUGAUCCGCGGGACAAGGCCUUUGGGUUUUUGGGCUUGAAUGGCAGGCUGGCGAGCCACCGAAAUACCCUCCAGGAACUCAAGGCAGACUAUAUGAUAUCCUUGGUCGAACUCUUCCAGCAGAUGGUUGGACUGAGGAGAUAUGGUGGCUCUGAGGAAUGGAUAGCUGCCUCUCACACUGAGAGACAGCUCGAGACGUAUGAUCCACGCCAUCGGGAUGCUUCCUGGAAACAGAAAAUGAGUCGGUGCCGGAAUGUUAAAGACAGAGAAAUCCACGACCAUCAUCAAUUAGCAAUUGCUUUCAGCCAGUUCUUUUGUCGUCUCCUCUUUGGAGAAUCUCUAGCCGGGGCAGGUUCAAAGUCCCUCAAUGGGCAACCCUCGUCAUCGGAAGGAGAACUCUUCCAAUCUAAAGGUCAUAUCGUAGGGAUAUUAACAAAUGACCUGGGUCUAUCUGAUAUCUCCGAACUCAGUGACAACGACCGGAGACGGCUCGGACCGUGGCAUUGCCAACACCCAAACGCAACCAAAGACAACAGCAGUAUGUGUAGCUCACGAGAAUUCAUCUUCAGCCAGCAAUGGCAAGAUCAGAAACCGCCCUUUGACUGGGAUUUCAGUGCCACACAUGUACACCACACGUCAUGCGGGCAACCAACGAUGUCAUGUUCCACCACCACAGGCUGCGAUCACGAGCUCGAGCCCCGAGCGUUUGAGACAGACUCGGGGCUCGGAGUACAUACAGUGGGCGAUGCUCUCCCUGGUGACUACCUCUGUCGCUUUGAAAGGUGCGACGUGGCCGCUGUAUUCCGUCACAUUGGACAUGUGGAAGACCACAAGUUCUACAGAGGAGCCCCCAUGAACCGAAUCCGUAAAGAAUAUCACCUCGUUGGCCGUGCCAUGGUAAAAAUACGCGAAGGAGAGGAACCGAAGAGGUUACAUGAACAUACAGCACGGACAUUUCGGCACAGCGUGCUUGACCCUACGCAAAAUAAAAAUAAUACGGCCAUCAUGGAGCAGUAUUUUGAUGCCAAAACCUUGCGAUACUUGACAUGUUGA